UUUUUUUUCUUUUUUUUUUACUUUGUAUUUCUAAAUAAACAAUUAAAAGAUGUUGAGUGCAGAUAUCCAACAUGCUGUACCACAGAUUGAUGGAACACCAGAACAACAAGAAGCCAUGACAGCAUUGCAUCAUGAAUUCAACGUUACCACACAACGAGCACGUACCAUUGUUCAACAAUUUGUUGAUGAAAUGGAAAAAGGAUUAGAUCAUGAAGGUGCUACAGUUCCAAUGAUUCCCAGUUUUGUCACUGGUCGUCCCACAGGGCAAGAAAAGGGAAAAUACCUUGCCCUGGAUUUAGGUGGAACCAAUCUUCGGGUGUGUGAAUUCGAAUUGAAGGGAGACGGUGAUUUCUCGGUACAUCAACAAAAAUACGUGGUUGCUGAAGAGCUCAAGACGGGUGAUAUGCGUCAUUUAUGCGAUUUCAUUGCUGAUUGUGUAGAUAAUUUCAUUACGGAAUUUGGCUCCCAUCAUGUAGACCACAGUAUUCAAUUGGGUUUUACCUUUUCAUUUGCUGUCAAUCAAACCGAUAUUAAUCGAGGUACCUUGAUGCAUUGGACAAAAGGAUUUAAUUGCACAAACGCCAUUCAUAAAGAUGUCGUCGUUCUCUUACAAGACGCCUUUCUUCGAAAAAACGUUCAAGUGCAUGUGGCCGCCCUUGUAAAUGAUACAGUCGGGACUUUGAUGGCAAAUGCUUAUCGUUACCCAAAAACAUCAAUGGGUAUUAUUCUUGGUACAGGAACCAAUGCUGCCUACUAUGAAAAGCUCGGGAAAAUCAAGAAAUGGAAAGGAGGAGAACAAGUGUUUGACGAGAUGGUGAUUAAUAUGGAAUGGGGAACCUUUGAUCUUGAACGUCGUGUACUACCUUUUACAAUCUAUGAUAACAAAUUGGACAGAGAAUCCAUCAAUCCACGCAAACAAUUGUUUGAAAAGAUGAUCUCUGGUAUGUAUCUGGGAGAGAUCACACGUAAUGUCAUUUUACAGCUCGUGGAUGAACGUAUUCUUUUCUCGGGAGAGUCUUCAGCUGAUCUCAACAAACAAUGGGGUUUCGAAACCGCUUAUCUAUCCACCAUGGUCGUGGAUGAUACGCCCCAAUUAGACCAUGUGCGUCAUAUAUUGGAAGAAACACUUCAGAUCCCAUCCACCACCCAUGGCGAUCGUCAGGUCGUCAAGGAGAUUGCUAUUGCUGUGGGUCGUCGUGCCGCUCGUCUCUCUGCCUGUGGUGUGGCUGGUGUUUUGCUUCAUACGGGUGAGAUUCAUACCGGUGCAGAUAUCGCUAUUGAUGGCUCUGUCUAUGAGCAUUUCCCUCAUUUUGAAAAAUACAUGGUGGAAACCCUGCAAGAACUUUAUGGUCAGGAUAUUGCUAAUCAGGUCCAAUUUUCUUUAGCAAGAGAUGGGUCUGGUUUUGGUGCUGCCAUGAUUGCCAUGAUGGCUCACAAAGCUAGUCUUGCCAAGCAAACUUAAUUUUUUUUUUAUUAAUUAUGUGUGUGUGUGUGUGUGUGUGUAUACACGCAGUUUUUUAUUCUAUUUAAUUAAAAAAAAAGAGAGAAUGAUUCAUCCUAAAUUACUGAC
Molecule: messenger RNA, 1570 nt
Organism: Mucor mucedo
Lineage: Eukaryota; Fungi; Mucoromycota; Mucoromycetes; Mucorales; Mucoraceae
Product: hexokinase-domain-containing protein
Exons: 4
Coding region: 50-1462 (470 amino acids)
Biological process (GO): glucose 6-phosphate metabolic process; intracellular glucose homeostasis; glycolytic process
Cellular component (GO): cytosol; mitochondrion
Molecular function (GO): fructokinase activity; mannokinase activity; ATP binding
Source: RefSeq, a predicted model, not a curated record